GAAAAAGUUGUUAUACACCGCAUUAUCAAGCCUGAAAAUAUCUUCCCGGAUUUUUCAAAUGAUGAAGUGAAAUUGAAUGACUUUGGAUUGGCAUCUGAGACACAAGAAGAGCCUAUUGACAGCUUUAGAGGUAAGAACUGUUCAAUCAGUGAAAUCGGUUUCAAGUGAUCUCAACUCAACAUAACAAAGAUUAAUCACGCAUUCAAACAGCUAAGAUCCCAGACAGAAACCAGCUUAGUUAAAAGAUCUUGUAGGAAAAUGACCCUUAAUUUUUCGAAGCAAGCUUCCUUAUUUUUGCUUAUCUUAUCUUUGCUGAUAUUGAUCAUUUUAAUUUUGCCUCCCUUAACACUACAUAUUGUUCCAGUUAAGUCGUACUUUGCAUCACGUCACGUGACGGCAAGUCAGUGGGAGGAAGUGGAAGCUAGGAAUACGGCGGUGCAGCCAGGAAUACGGGUAGUGGCCAGAGCCUCUACAAAUUUAUGUAAUUUCCUUUUCCUAUUCCUCUUGCGACUCUGAAUUUCGACAACCGCCCGUUAAAGAGGCUAAAUCUCAACAAAAAUCCAAUAGAAAUUGUUUUCUCUUUGUUCUUGACUAAACUUACUAUCAAUACUUUUCUUCUAGGUAUGAAUCAAUACAUGCCCUCUGAAUUCAUGAAGACAAGUAAAUAUGAUGGUUGCGAGGCAACCAUAUGGGUGAUGGGAAUUCUCUUGGUCGAUAUGUUGCCACCAAUUAUUUCUGCAUUUGGAAAACUGCAACAUUGUUUGAGCAUGGAGUCCAGAAUACCUCGACACUUUUCAUCAAGUGUGUAA
Pocillopora meandrina is the source of this 809-nucleotide messenger RNA. NCBI's taxonomy places the organism in Eukaryota, Metazoa, Cnidaria, Anthozoa, Scleractinia, Pocilloporidae. The record is from the annotation of a GenBank genome assembly.